Molecule: messenger RNA, 3672 nt
Organism: Candoia aspera
Lineage: Eukaryota; Metazoa; Chordata; Lepidosauria; Squamata; Candoiidae
Gene: KCTD19
Product: potassium channel tetramerization domain containing 19
Exons: 16
Coding region: 1-3654 (1217 amino acids)
Biological process (GO): protein homooligomerization
Source: RefSeq, a predicted model, not a curated record
AUGCCACGAUACAGUCUCAGGUAUGGAAAUCCGUGCAAAACUUGCCAAGGCGAAGACAUUUCUUCAAGAUUUAGCUUUGUCGAGAAGCGCCACCUCUGGGACCGGUGUGGUCAAAGCCUUGGUGCAGCCUUUUCUUACCGGUCUAGUGCCUACCUUGCAAACGCUGCUGUGGGCACCGGCAAGACCCCAACGGAGGCGUCCUCUGCUGGGCUCAGUGCGGCCGGGCUCAGCCGGCCGGCUGCCACCUUCCUCCAGGACAAGACGCUCCUCACUCGAGGGCUGCUGCGAAAUCCGCUCUUCCCCUCGCGGGUCCGCUGGACCCGGAGCGACUCAGCCGCGGGCGGUAGCUUCUUCGUCAAGCCUGGCGGCUGGACCCUGGCCUGGGCCAGGCGCACGCGGGGCUUUCUCCGCCGGACGACGCAGACCCCGGUUGGCAGGACUUCGGCCCGGCAGCCUCGCCGGUGUCUCCAGCGGGCCACUGGGGGCCCAAGAGGGGCCUUCUGCCGCGCGGCCUCCCUCGGAGCAGGAGCAGCCGUCCCCGCCACCCUCGCGCGGCAGGCAGGCCGUCGUCGGGGCCGCGAGGCGACAGGCCUUCGGGAGCGGAGCCCACCCGGCGGGGGGCCUCAGCGGCCACGGCCGCUCCGGCUGAGCCCCGAGGGCGAGCAGGGCUCGGAGGGAGGGCGCGCCUCUUCGCGCGCGCGCGCGCCCGCCCGCCGUUGCCGGGCAACCGUGGCGGCGGUUGAGCCGCUCUCUGCCCGCCCCGCGGAGGCCCGGCGGCGGCGGCGCGGCAUGGUGAGGGGGCGGCCGGGGGGCGCGGCGGGGGGCGCGGGGCGGCGCGGGCGCUGGCUGACGCCUGGCUCUCCCUGCCCGCAGGAUCCGGCGGCGGCGGCGGCGCUGUCGGAGGACGCGGAGCCGGAGGAGCCGCCGGUGCAGCUGAACGUGGGCGGCUGGGCCUUCGCGGUGCCGCGCAGCAAGCUGGCGCAGUUCCCCGAGUCGCUGCUGGGGCAGGCGGCGGCGGCGGCGGCGGGGCGGCUGUUCCUGGACCGCGACGGCUACACCUUCCGGCACGUCCACUACUUCCUGCACACGGCGCGGCUCUCGGGUGGCAGCGGCAACGAGCUGCCCCUGCUGUACGAGCAGGCCGGGCUGCUGCGCCUGGCGCCGCUGCUGCAGAGCCUGGACAACCUGAAGGAGGGCAAGCACAACCUGCGCGUGCGGCCCGCCGACAUCCCCAUCGCCGAGCGCGCCUCGCUCAACUACUGGCGGACGCGCAAGUGCAUCAGCAAGCCCUGCGCCGAGUGUCCGCUCAAGAGCCCGGCCUUCACCGGGCUGCACGAGAAGGCCCCGCUCGGGCUGAUGGACACCCCGCUGCUGGACACGGAGGAGGAGGUCCACUACUGCUUCCUGCCGCUGGAGCUGGUGGAGAAAUACCCCUCCCUGGUCAACGACGACAACCUGCUCUGGCUGUCGGACAACGCGGCGCUCGUCGAGUGCGAGAGCAGCGAGUUCCGCUUCAUCGCUAAUUUUCUUCGCUCAGAGAAGAUUCUUUUGCCUGAUAACUUCUCCAACUUGGAUGCUUUGGAAGCUGAAGCUGAAGCGUUGGGGAUCCCCAAGGUCAUAGAAGCAGUGAAGCUCUUCAGGAGUAACCCAGGCACAUGUUCAAGUGAGGCCUCUAAUUCUCAAGGCUGUCAGAGGAGCACAACGGCCCAGCAGCAGAGUGUUCAGGACGCAUCAGUUCUUCCUCCUUUGUACCCUAUGGUGCUUGGACUCUUAGUCAAAUACCCUGACUCCGCUCUGGGGCAGCUCCACAUGGAGAGCACCCUAGAUGGGAACAAGCUCUAUGUAUCAGGGAAUGGAGUUCUCUUUCAACAUGUCAUGAAUUGGUUAGGAACUUGCAAACUUCCACUUAUACGAAAUUUGUCUGAACUUCCACAACUUUGCACCUAUUUGGAUCAAAUGGAUCUCAUCUAUGAGCCAAUGAAGGAUGCUUUAAGAAGAUUUCUAAAACAAAAGACACCCACAGACUCCCUGGAAAAAAAUGCCGAGUGGACAGCAGAAAUAACAGCUUUUUCCCUCCAUCAUAUUGUCAAAGUAUAUGUAGGAAGCCACUGGUAUGCCACCUAUUUACAAACACUAUUAAAGUUUCCAGAGUUGUUGUCAAAUUGCAAAAAGGUGUAUUGGAUUGCUUAUGGUCAGAGUCUCCUUAUUCAUGGAGAUGGAAAAAUGUUUCGACAUGUUCUCAACUUCUUAAGACUUGGCAAGUUGUUCUUACCAUCUGAAUUUAAGGAAUGGUCGCUUUUGUGCCAGGAAGUAGUAGAAUACCAGAUCCCUUCUCUGUUGGAGGCGCUUCACCAGUAUGACAUGUACAGAUUAUGGGUACAACAGCGGGAAAUUCAACAUGUAGCUUAUCAAUUUAGAAACCUUGAGUCUCCAAUAUCAGCGAAGGAAGUUGGAUCCAAUGAAGUCCCUCGAGAUCAUUUGCAUAUUGCUGUGGAUUUAGAUCAGUGUGCCAAUAACUGGAAUAUAACUAGAGAACCACAAUAUAUGGAAGAGAGUGAUAGAGAAAAUGCAAAGUACACUAGCAUUUCCCCAAUUAAGGGAGCAAAGCGAAGAAAUCCCUGGGAAACCUACAGGUCCUCCGAUGACUGGGGAAACACCUGCCUUUUCAGACAGCCAGGAAGCCCCCCCAAGAAAAGAGGAGCAAAAGGCACUUUGAGCAAACAGCUGGACAACAGUGAUCCUCCCAUUCAGAAGCUCAUUUCCCUUGUGCGAGGGUGGGACAUGGCCCACUGCAGGUGUUGCGGAGCUCCCCAGGGGCCAGGGGCCAGCGAGGAAUCUAAAAGGAGAGCGCACGGGAGGGUGCCGCCUGCCAGUUGCUUUGGAAUCUCUAGUAACGAUGUGGUCAUCCAAGUUGCACCAAGAGCACAAGGAAAUCUGCCCAGAGCUGGACUUUGCGGGCAGGGCACCACGCCUACCCAGGGCUGGCUUGUAAGGAUGGAUGAACCAGGCAGUUCUGAGGAGAUGCACCCACUAGGGAAAAAUGCUGUCCUUAAGGAACAGAGUGGCCAGAAAGAGAAAGCACAAUUCUCUGCAGGGACAGCCCUUGAAGAAACUGCUACUUGUAGUGAAGCCCUUGACGCAAGGGGCUUGAUUCUUAAGGUCGAGCACCCUCCGAUUGUGCCGGGCGAUGGUUCUUGUGUUUUUCAUGAAGGCAGCAUUCUCUACAGCACAUGUGUUGAAGACUUUACUCUAGCCUGUGCCCUGGCACCACCAGCGGACAAAGAUAUUGUUUUUCUGAGCUUUCCAUUGACACAUGAAGAGAUUUUUUAUGCCCAGAAGUGCCACUGUUUCCUCACUGAUGUCAUCUUGGAUUCCAUAAGACAGAAGGAUCCUAAAGAAACAACUGCCAGAGUAGAGCUUCUGGUCCAGAGGCUGUGGCGGCUGCAGAUCACAGCAAAGGAGUUUGUGGCUGACUUGCUGAAUUCAGCGCCUUUUAAAGCAGAUGGCCAUUCUUACGAGAAGUUACUGAAGUGGCUUGAAUUCACCCUGCCUUUUGCCUGGAAAUACAGCUGCUGCAUUAACUUGCUGAUUAAAAAAGGAUACUUUAAAUCACUCUCACAUUUUGUUAUUGGGAAAUAUUUACAGAACCCUUAAUAAAACUUAAGUCUUGGG